GCCAGCUCUCUUAAGGUUCAGCCACUGAUAAAGUCUCGUGCAGUAUGCAAGUUAGUGCAUUUGCCAACUUGUGGAUGCUCUGGCUCACAGCGGCAGCGGAGGCAUAAACUUGAAAUCCCAGCUGGAAAACAUUACAGGCAUUCUGUUCAACCAGCUGAGUGAAGAAGUCAACAACUCAGAUCCUCACUCUGUCAAGAACCACAGCCUCGCCCUGAAGGCUUUCCACAUCCUGAUUGUCCAGCCCAUGGCAUCAGUGGUUUGCCGUGGUUUGCAUAACUUAACUCCUGCUUACUACCUGCCAGUGCCCCAGACAGAGAAACUGCAGAGAGAGGUGAUGCAUUCAGUCAUUAUUGUGAUUCAGGACGAUCUCAAACAAAAUGAAGAGGACACCCAAAUAAUGUGUCGCAAAAUCCUACAGAUGGUAUCCUUGCCCAAAUUGAUCACCUUGGUGUGUGAGCCCAGCAACGUCUUGGCCUUUUUGCCCCUGAGUAAGACGGCUACAGAGAUGGCUAUGAAAGCCCGGAACCUGGGCCAGUUUCCCUACCUCAGCAGCUUCCACCUCAGGCCCACCCAGUUCAUCUCCCCACAGAAACUCCUGACCCAUCUUCUGGUAUUUUCCCGGAAGCCCUACAGAGAAAAGGAGUUUGGUGCAAGCUCCCUAAGGCUACUACAUGCCCUGCAUCCUAUCACCUCCCUGCACCCCGUUAUCUACUCUAAUGUGGGCCAGCUGUGGAUGAAGGCAAUCCCCCAGAUGUUGCAGAUACUUGAUGAUAACACUGAGAAGAACCUGAACCAGAAGGAGUGGGAGGACAGGCUGCUCCAGUUUUUGAGUCAGUCAUUAGUGGCCAUCGAUGAUGACAGCUGGCUGGAGCCCCUCGUCAGAGUCGUCUUGGAGAGGAUACGUUAUUUCAGCAAUGAUGAGGAAGAGAAGGGUUUCCUAUAUAAAUUCUUCGGCUUCACCCUUCGAACCUCAAGGAAUAUGAAACUGGUGAAGAUAAUGACCUCCUGUAUCCUACAAACUGCCCACGAAGAGCUGCAGGACAGGGAGCUUCUGGACACAUGGCUUAACUCCCAGAAGGACAAUGAGCGGGAACGGGCCAUGUGGUGUGCUGCACGUAUUCUUGGCUUCAUUGCAAAAAUGAACAACUUCAAAACAGAUAUUGAGUUCACCCGCCUGGGGCGCUUGGUGAGGCUGCUGGCCAUACGCUGCCGGGACCCAGUGGACAACAUCUGCUUCCUGUCUUCCCAGGCUGUCUACAACCUCUACUGUAUCCUCCUGCAGCAAAAACAGAUGGGAAGGAAGAAGCAGGGCUUGUGGGAGGAAGAGAAGCAUGAAAUCUACAGUGCCAACGUGUUCUAUAACAACACCUUUGAGAUUGCCAAGGAGAGGGACCAAGUGAGGAUCUCAGCCACAUCUGCCCUAGGCCACAUGCUGUAUCGAGUUGACAAGUUCAAGCCGGGACCCAUCCUCCGCAGAGAGAUCUACACUCUUUUAGUCCCGCUGUUGCUUAGCUUUCAGGACAACAACACUGAGGUGGUCAAGGCCUGUGGAGGGGCCCUGACUGAGUGGACUAAUGUGAUUGGCUGGUCGUCACUCACACAGACAUUCCGGCACACCACCCUCAGUGAUCACAUCCAGGUGUUGAAAGAAACAUGCAAUUACCUGGUAAGCACAUGUGAAAAACAGCUCCUUGGGGAGUUCCUGUCCCAGAGCUUUGGCUUCCUGAAGAGCCCUCAGACCUUCCUAAGGGAAGCUGCAGUCAAUUUCAUAGGAUUAAUAGUUAAGAAAAUAAACAUGAAUCAUAUACAAGAGGAUGACAUCCAGCUGUUACAGAAUG
Messenger RNA from Hipposideros armiger (great roundleaf bat), 1838 nucleotides. RefSeq lists its product as uncharacterized. The annotation marks the transcript as partial. The transcript is spliced from 19 exons. The record is from RefSeq and is a predicted model, not a curated record. Gene Ontology annotation, cellular component: cytoplasm. NCBI's taxonomy places the organism in Eukaryota, Metazoa, Chordata, Mammalia, Chiroptera, Hipposideridae.